Molecule: messenger RNA, 2353 nt
Organism: Scomber japonicus (chub mackerel)
Lineage: Eukaryota; Metazoa; Chordata; Actinopteri; Scombriformes; Scombridae
Product: high-affinity choline transporter 1-like
Exons: 9
Coding region: 156-1853 (565 amino acids)
Biological process (GO): choline transport; acetylcholine biosynthetic process; transmembrane transport
Cellular component (GO): plasma membrane
Molecular function (GO): choline:sodium symporter activity
Source: RefSeq, a predicted model, not a curated record
GGAUUUGUUUGCCUCUCGGACUGUUUUCUGUUUUUUUGACUCUGCUUGCAAUUGUUUACUGAUGUAGAGCAACAAAAUAUUGUCUCCAUGACUUGAAACUGGUUCUGCUUGUUUCAAAACCCAAUGAGAAAGUGAGAGCCAAUGCCCAACACUCAAUGAGCACAAUGAGCCUAAAUGUCCCAGGACUGGUGGUGAUGGUGCUCUUCUACCUGCUGGUGCUGGGUACCGGUAUCUGGGCCUCCAUGAAGUCCAAGCAGAUGCAGAAGAACAGCCAAGCAGGCCUGACUGAGAUUACUCUACUGGGAAACAGAGGCAUCAGCCUGGCGGUGGGAGUCUUCACCAUGACAGCUACAUUUGUAGGAGGAGGCUUCAUUGUUGGUCUGACAGAGGCAGUGUACACUCCCACCAUGGGGCUUACCUGGGCUGUCAUGCCAGUAACAGCCGCCCUGUCUUUCAUUGUUGGUGGACUUUUCUUCGCCAAGGUAAUGAGAGACAGAAAAUACGUGACAAUGAUGGACCCGUUUCAGAACAAGUAUGGAAAUGUAAUAAGUGGAUUUCUGUCUGUGGCACUGCUGAUAUCUGACAUAAUCUGGGUGACAGGAACUCUUAUUGGCUUAGGUGCUACAAUGAGUGUGAUCCUGGAUUUGCCUUACACUCUUUGCAUUUGGAUCUCUGCCGCAGUAGCCAUCAUCUACACACUGCUGGGAGGCCUCUACUCUGUCGCCUACACAGACAUCAUACAGCUAUUGCUCAUUUUUUUCAGUUUGUGGCUAUGUGUCCCCUUCAUCCUGAUGAACCCUAAUUCAGCUGAUAUCACCAAGACUGCUUUCAACUUUACUUAUCAGACCCCCUGGAUUGGUUCAGUGGAUAAAGAAAGAGCAUGGAGGUGGAUUGAUAAUUUCUUAAUAUUGGCAUUAGGUAACCUGGGCUAUCAGGACUUCCACCAGAGGACCUUGUCAGCCUCCUCAUCAGCCACAGCCAGGAUCACAUGCUUCAUUGCAGCUCCCAUCAUCUUCAUUCUUGGAAUUCCUUCUGUGUUGAUUGGAGCAGUUGCAGCAUCAACAGAUUGGAACAUGACCUCAUAUGGCUCCCCGUCCCCAUAUGAGCGCGGAGAGGCCGGUCAGGUUCUGCCCAUUGCUUUGCAGUACCUCACCCCAAACUACAUCUCUGUUAUUGGUAUUGGAGCUGUAGCUGCCGCUGUAAUGUCAUCAACGGACUCGGCUCUAUUGUCGGCAGCCUCCAUUUUCUCAUCCAACAUUUAUAAGAACAUUCUGAGGACCAAGGCAUCAGAAAGAGAGCUCCUGUGGGUUAUACGUAUCACUGUAGUGUUGGUGGGCUUGGCUGGCACAUCACUUACCUUUCUACAUAACAGCGUCAUGGUUUUCUGGAUACUGGGCUCAGGCAUCACCUACACCAUUAUGUUUCCUCAACUUGUCUGCGUCCUCUUCUUUAACAUCUCCAAUGGCUAUGGCUCCAUCAUAGGCCUUCUAAUUGGCAUGUUGUUGAGAUUGUUGAGUGGUGAACCAUCUAUAGGGUUGCCAGUUGUCCUCCACUUCCCAGGGUGCGCUCUCGAGGAUGGUGUGUAUGUCCAGCGGGCACCUAUUAUGACUAUCUGCAUGCUGUCCACCAUCUUUGCCACUUUGUUGUUCUCCUACCUGGCUUCACUGCUCUUCAACAAAGGACUGAUUCCUAAAAGAUGGGACGUAUUUAACGUGAUAACCGACAAACCCCCACUGAAACAAUUAUUAAUGAGCAAUGGCACCACCAAAAUAGAUGAAGAAGAGGAGAAAUCUGAAGCUGAAAAUGAAAUUGAAAUAAAACUGACAAGGAGGACUGAACGAGAAAUCAUUUAAUGGGAUGCAAAUAUACAUUUUGUGUGGUGCUUUAAUAUCAUGUCUAUUUUUACACUAAAUCAUGGCCAUUGAAUAAGAAAGUGCUUGUGUAAGUGAUCUUGAUAAUUGCUUUAGUACGUACUUUUGUUGUCUAAAUUUUGCUGUUUUAAAGGACCAGUGUGUAGAAUUUAGUGGUAUCUAGCCAAAUGGAAAUGGAAGAAAUGUUAUGUAAUAUUCACAAGUAUAUUUUAAUUAGUGUUUAAUCAACUGAGAAUAAGAAUGAUUGUGUUGUGGUUACCUAAGAAUGAGCCCUGUAUAUCUACAGAGCUGGGAGUGGGUCCCCUUUUCAGGGCCUACAGUCACCCAGAACAGACAAAAGGGACGUUUCCACUGCAGGAACUUCAGGAAGUUCCUGGUGAAAUUUAGGAGGCGGGACCUUUACAGGAACGUCCUCUCACUCAGUCCUCUCAGCUGUUGUGUUUCCACAACAGAGUAGGACCCAGAUAGGACCCGUACUCUGA